This is a messenger RNA of Notothenia coriiceps (black rockcod), 492 nucleotides long. Its product is annotated as supervillin-like. The coding region runs from base 139 to 492 and encodes 117 amino acids. Gene Ontology annotation, molecular function: actin filament binding; phosphatidylinositol-4,5-bisphosphate binding. The record is from RefSeq and is a predicted model, not a curated record. Gene Ontology annotation, biological process: barbed-end actin filament capping; actin filament severing; actin polymerization or depolymerization. The transcript is spliced from 3 exons. NCBI's taxonomy places the organism in Eukaryota, Metazoa, Chordata, Actinopteri, Perciformes, Nototheniidae. Gene Ontology annotation, cellular component: cytoplasm; actin cytoskeleton.
UGUUGAUUUCUUUGUGUCCCAGUGGGUCGCAGGCAGAACCCGGAGGUGAGGAGCAGCGGGCCGGGGAAGGAGCGAUGCUGCUACUUCUUCUGGCAGGGCCAAAACUCCACCGUCAGCGAGAAAGGGACGUCGGCGCUGAUGACGGUGGAGCUGGACGAGGAGAGAGGAGCGCAGGUCCAGGUGCAGCAGGGGAAAGAGCCUCCAUGUUUCCUUCAGUGCUUCAACGGAGGGAUGAUCGUCCACGCUGGCAAGAGGGAGGAGGAUGAGGAGAACAAUCAGAGCGAUUGGCGUCUGUACUGCGUGCGGGGCGAGGUGCCGGUGGAGGGCCACCUGCUGGAGGUGGCGAGUCACUGCAGCUCCCUGCGCUCCAGAGCCUCCAUGAUCCUGCUCAACAUCAACAAGGCCAUCAUCUACCUGUGGCACGGCUGCAAGACGCAGCUGCACACCCGCAGCGUGGGGAGCACGGCCGCUCACAAGAUCAAAGAACAGUGA